AUGUUCAAUGUCAAGGGUGGGCUGGUGGAUGUUCGUGCUUUGUUUCGCCCUCCCCUUCACCGCAGAGUGACGCUUGUUGACCAAGGCAACCAAGCAGGAAAGCUUGUGGAAUUUCUGGAGAUCGUAGUGUUGGAGUUUGACAAGCAGCAUGCAGUACAACACGUGGUCCCGGUCUCAGUUGACGAUAUCGUUGGACCUCAAAAGAUCGAUGACAUCAGAUGUGGUGCCUGCCGUUCCCGGUGGACCGACUCCUCUCCCGAUUCAUCGGACGGACAGUGGGAAUGCAGACCCUCUCGAGGGGUGGUGGGGAUCUCAGAGGUUGAGGGCACCGUAGGUGAUCAGUUUGGUAUUUACGACACUGAGGAUGCUUCGGAGGCUGUGUCGUCGGCAUUUGCAGCGCUUUUGUAUGAGCCAAGGGCGACCGCCCUGCCCUGGCUGGAACGAGAAUAUAUUCGCCUUCAACGUGCAGAGGUCGAGAUGUACAAAGUGAAACGAGCAGCCACGGCCACGGCUGAGAAGGCCAGCAUUGGCAAAGCCAAGCAGUUGCAGAGUCCCUCAGGUCAAGAGUUCACCGUUGUUCUCUCCCCUGAGGAACACCAGGAGUAUCUGCGGCGACGGCAGUUGCCCGGGUCACCACAAGGCCCAACAUCGCCAUCCUCGCCGUGGCCGUCUCUGGCUGCAGGGGCUUCUCCCUCGCAAGGCGGUGGUCAGGCUUCCCUUUCUGGACUACUGCAGCAGAUGGCAGCUUCUGCGGCAGCUGCAGCUGCUACCAGCCAAAAGAGGACCAGCCCUACAGCAGGUCGCCCGGCGACACUGGCCACGCCAAGCAUGGCAAGCACGCCGACGAGUUUUCUGGAAUUUGUGAUGAUUUUGACUCCAGAGGAGCAUGCUGAUUAUUUGCAGCGGAGACAAGGCGACACCGGGAAGUCUCCAAGUACCUCUCCGGGUGUCACGGUCACGGCGUCGCCGUUGUCCACGCCACAACUGGCAGCUUCUCCAGGAUCUUCGCGGUCUUCGCGGACAAGGAGCCAGCAGGCCUCACUGGCUGGCCUAUUGCAAGAAAUGUCUGUCUCCGUUCCAACGUGA
Cladocopium goreaui is the source of this 1086-nucleotide messenger RNA. Lineage: Eukaryota; Dinophyceae; Suessiales; Symbiodiniaceae. The record is from the annotation of a GenBank genome assembly.